Colius striatus (speckled mousebird) is the source of this 3666-nucleotide messenger RNA. It is a transcript of the gene MSH3, whose product is annotated as mutS homolog 3. Gene Ontology annotation, molecular function: mismatched DNA binding; ATP-dependent DNA damage sensor activity; ATP binding. The record is from RefSeq and is a predicted model, not a curated record. NCBI's taxonomy places the organism in Eukaryota, Metazoa, Chordata, Aves, Coliiformes, Coliidae. The transcript has 24 exons. Gene Ontology annotation, biological process: somatic recombination of immunoglobulin gene segments; mitotic recombination; mismatch repair. Gene Ontology annotation, cellular component: nucleus. Bases 88 to 3381 code for a protein of 1097 amino acids.
CCCCGCCCCGUGCCCACCGUCGCAUCCGGCGGGGAAAGUGGUGCCGGUGGCCGCGGCCUCGGCGUCGGCCCGGGGUCUGCCAUUGCUAUGCCGCGGGGGCGGCGGCAGGAACGCGGGGGCGGGGGGCAGCAGUUGGUGCUGAGCAGGUUCUUCGAAGCGGCGGGGAGCGGCGGACAGCAGAGUGCCGCCCGGCAGACGGCUUCCGAAUUGGGCAUAAAAAGAACUUCAACUGAAAGCAAUGAACCCUAUGAAAAGAAGACCAAGACACGACAGAUUACUCUAGAAGAUGUCUGUAAACCACUGAAGACUCAGGAUAAAAAAGAACCCGAGAAGCGUGAAAAGCCCCGUAUAUGUUUGCAAACUCUAGACAGACUCAGAGAAUUCUGCAGUGAUUCAAACCAGCAGUAUAACAGAGUCCGAGAGGAUAGUUUUCGGGAGAAAGAAUCUCUGAGCUUGGAAAAAUGUCCCAAUAUUACUGGGAGAAGUUCAGAGUUGAAAAACCCUCUUCAGUCUUGGGACACUAGCCCAAAAGUUACUCGGAAGGAGGAGUUACACUGUGAUUUUAGUCAGUUUGCUGCAUCUCUUAAGUCUUACGAAAGUACACAAAAUACUUCAGAUACAAAUCUUAAUAAGAGAACCAAAAGCAUUUACACUCCACUAGAACUUCAAUUCAUAGAAAUGAAGAAACAAUACAAAGAUGCUGUUUUGUGUGUGGAAUGUGGAUACAAAUACCGCUUCUUUGGAGAAGAUGCAGAGAUUGCAGCUAAAGAGCUAAACAUUUACUGUCAUCAGGAUCAUAACUUUAUGACUGCCAGUAUACCGAGUCAUAGAUUGUUUGUUCAUGUGCGGCGGCUUGUAGCGAGUGGAUAUAAGGUUGGAGUAAUAAAACAAAUGGAAACUGCAGCACUGAAAGCUGCUGGAGAAAAUAAAAGCUCUCUCUUCAGCCGGAAACUGACUGCUCUCUACACAAAGUCCACGCUUAUUGGAGAAGAUGUAAACCCUUUGCUGAAGCUAGAUGAUUCUUUAGAUGUUGAAGAGGUAACAACAGAUGUUCCUGAUAAUUACCUCCUCUGUAUCUCUGAAAAUGGAGAAAACUUAAAAGACAAGAAGAAAGGUGACAUUGUUUUAGGCAUUAUGGCAAUCCAGCCAACAACUGGAGAAGUAAUUUUUGACAGUUUUCGAGAUUGUGCAUCUCGUUUAGAAUUGGAGAGCCGAAUUUUGCGUCUGCAGCCUGUUGAAAUAAUACUUCCAUCUAGCUUGUCAGAUCAAUCUGAAAAGCUCAUCAACAGUAUAACCUCCAUGAGGUUACGGGAUGACAGAAUUAGGAUAGAGAGGAUGGAAAACCUCCAUUUUGAGUACAACCAUGCUUUCCAGGUGAUUACUGAUUUUUAUGCAAAAGAAGUUCUUGAUCCUAAAGGUCCUCAAAAACUAUCUGUAAUACUAAGCUUGGAUAAUCCUGUUAUUUGUGCCCUGGCAGCAGUAAUUGCUUACCUCAAAGAAUUUAAUUUGCAAAAAAUGCUUUACAAUCCAAGCAAUUUCAAACGGUUGUCAAGUAAAACCGAAUACAUGACAAUUAAUGGGACAACAAUGAAAAACCUUGAAAUUUUACAGAAUCAGACUGAUAUGAAGACAAAAGGAAGCCUGCUAUGGGUUUUGGAUCAUACUAAAACUUCCUUCGGACGUCGAAGAUUGAAAAAAUGGGUAACCCAGCCUCUCAUGAAAUCCAGUGAAAUAAAUGCCCGUCUUGAUGCCGUGUCUGAAAUUCUACUGUCAGAAUCCAGUGUGUUUGGUCAGAUUCGAAAUCUUCUCUGUAAGCUGCCAGAUAUAGAGAGAGGCCUCUGCAGUGUUUUUCACAAAAAGUGCUCGACCCAGGAGUUCUUCUUGAUAGUCAGCACCCUUUCUCGUCUGGACUUGGAAAUUCAAGCUCUUGUUCCGGUUAUACAUUCUCAUGUGAAAACUCCUCUAUUACAAAAUGUACUGUUGGAAAUCCCAGAACUUCUUUCCCCAGUAAAACAUUAUUUGAAGAUUCUUAAUGAAGAAGCAGCCAAAUCUGGAGAUAAAACCCAAUUGUUCAAGGACCUUACAGACUUCCCUGUCAUCAGAAAGAAAAAGGAGGAGAUCCUGGAUGUGCUUUCUAAAAUCAAAUUGCAUCUGGUGGACAUUCGUAAACAGAUUAAGAAUCCUUCUGCAGAAUAUGUUACAGUUUCUGGUCAAGAGUUUAUGAUAGAAGUCAAGAAUUGCCAUAAAUCUUCUGUGCCAUCUGACUGGGUUAUGGUUAGUAGCACAAAAGCUGUCAGCCGUUUCCACUCUCCUUUUAUUAUAGAAAAUUACAGACAUCUGAAUCAGCUCCGGGAGCAGCUAGUCCUUGACUGCAAUGCUGAAUGGCUAAGUUUUUUAGACCAUUUUAGUGAACAUUAUCACCCUGUGUCUAAAGCGAUUGGUCACCUAGCAACUGUCGACUGUCUGUUCUCAUUGGCCCAGGUGGCUAAACAAGGAGACUAUUGCAGACCAACGGUGCAAGAUAAUCAUCGAGAAAUAAUUAUUAAAAAUGGGAGGCAUCCUGUGAUUGAUGUACUGCUAGGUGAACAGGAUCAGUAUGUUCCAAAUACCACUAACCUUUCAGGAGAUGGUGAAAGGGUCAUGAUAAUAACUGGACCCAACAUGGGAGGAAAGAGCUCCUACAUAAAGCAAGUUGCACUGAUCACAGUCAUGGCACAGAUUGGUUCUUACGUUCCUGCAGAGGAGUCAACAAUUGGUGUUGUGGAUGGUAUUUUUACCAGAAUGGGUGCAGCAGACAAUAUUUAUAAAGGGCGAAGUACUUUUAUGGAAGAACUGACAGAUACUGCUGAGAUAAUAAGAAAAGCAACUUCAAGAUCACUAGUAAUUUUGGAUGAACUGGGAAGAGGAACUAGCACACAUGAUGGAAUUGCUAUUGCUUAUGCUACACUUGAACAUUUUAUUAGAGAUGUGGAGUCACUGACACUGUUUGUCACUCACUAUCCCUCAGUUUGUGAGUUAGAGAAAGUAUAUCCAGAAAAGGUUGGUAAUUACCAUAUGGCUUUCUUGGUGAAUGAGGAAGAAAGUACUGAACAAAAAGGAUCUGAAGAUGAAGAGAAUCCUGAAUUUAUCACUUUUCUUUAUCAAAUUACUAAAGGAGUCUCUGCAAGGAGUUAUGGGCUAAAUGUUGCCAAACUGGCAGAUAUUCCCGAAGAAGUCUUGAAGAAGGCAGCUCACAAAUCAAAGGAAUUGGAGAGCAUAGUGAACAUGAAAAGAAAAAAGCUGAAGUCCUUUGCUGAAGUGUGGAAAAUAAAUGACUCUCAGGAACUACAAAGAUGGAAAAGUAUGUGUGAAGCUGAUGAUGAAAGAAAAGACAGUUUUUAAUCCUCAAAUCACACUUAAAGAUGGAAAACAUUGCAGAUGCAAAAUCUAGGUCUGAUGACUAAGAAAUUCUAUGGGGAUAUAUUUCUAGGUGCAUUUGACUUUUCUGCUUUUUGAGGGAUAAGAGAAGCCGCAUUGUGUAUGAUGCCCCACAUCAACUUCCUCAUUGUAUGUCAUUUUCUUGGUCCUCAUUCCUUCCCUGAACUAUUUUCUACCCUUUUCCUUAAUUGAAAAAUGUCUACUGGUGUUGGAUUUAGUUUCUAAUACAUUUAUAAAACAUGAAAAAUU